Durio zibethinus is the source of this 4882-nucleotide messenger RNA. Lineage: Eukaryota; Viridiplantae; Streptophyta; Magnoliopsida; Malvales; Malvaceae. The record is from RefSeq and is a predicted model, not a curated record.
GGUUUUUAAAGUUUUUUUUUUUUGGUUUUUUGAGCUGAAAAUUUUGGAUUGAUUUGAGAACUUUUAAAAGUUUUCAGCAUUUGAUUUGUUCAUUCUGUUCAAGUUUUGAGCUUGCUGAAUUGUUGGUUACUUUGCUUUUACAGUGUAAUUUUAGCGUUUCUUUUUCAUUUUGGACUAAUUUUUAUUGUUUUAACUUAUGGGUUUUUAAGUUGUGGUGAAUUUGGAGUUGUUUUGUUGCGUAACUUGUCAGAUUUUGAGUUCUUGGUUUUUUUUUUUUUUUUCUUGUUAAUCAUUGUGAAUUCGUGUGUUUUCUUGUUGGAUAUAUGAAUUGUUUGAAUUUGUAGAUCCAUGUUAAAAAAACUGUGUUUUGGGUUCUUGAGAUUGAGUUUAUAUGUGGAAAAAGGGCUACCCAACUCUUGGAUCUGUUUUGGUAGUAAUAAAUUGAGUAUCAAGGGCCCUUUUUUUGUUUGUGCAAAUAGUUCUAUAGCUGCUCUAUUUUUAGCUGUAUAAUUAAGCAGGAAUACUCUAUAGAUUAAUUAAAAGUAGUUUUGGACUUAAUGGUCUAGCUAGGAAGUCUCUUCUGGAUGUGGACCAAUGAUUAGUUAAGCAAUAAAUUCAAAGUUAUGACUUUGAGAUGGAAGUUAAUGUAUCUUGUAUGGCUGCUUUAUCAAGGAGAGGUUAAUGCCGAAAUUUUUUUAACAUCCUAUCAAGAUUUUUGCAUUCUGACCAGAUUCUGAACUUAUGCUGCCUCUGUGCUUGCGAGGGGUCCUCUCUGCAUUCUAUUUGCAUGUUAUCAUUUAUCUUCGGACCUGCAUAUUUAGUAUAAUUCUUAUUUAUGUUUUUUUUAUUUUGGUAAAUCCUUGACUAGAGGCUCAUGAUGAAGCUUUUAUACAGGUUGUUACAGGCUAAUGUAUUUUUAGAGAAUGCGACAUGCUUCAACCGGCAUACGGCAUACCCAGAUUUAUGUCCUUUUCUUUGUGCUUCUAAAAUAAUUAUGUUAAGGAAAAAGUCAUCGGACUUGGUUCAAGUCUAACCAGCAUGUUAGCAGCAAGUAUGAUCACGGAUGUUGAAGUAUCGACUGUAAUUAAGAAGAGGAUCUUGUAGUCUGAAAGUUACCCUGUGUUAGUAAAUAUGCCUACAUGGUGGGGGAAGUCUUCAUCCAAAGAAGACAAAAGGAAAGCAAGCAAGGAAAGUUUCAUUGAUGCUAUAAACCGUAAGCUUAAGAUCAGAUCUGAUGAAAAAUUCACUAGCAGAUCAGGGGGCUCUCGAAUACGCCGUAGUGAUACUGUUUCAGAAAGGGGAUCUCUGUCUCGAGUCCCGUCAAGAUCGCCAUCACCCUCCACUAAAGUAUCACGCUGUCAAAGUUUUGCAGAAAGGCCUCAUGCCCAACCACUUCCACUUCCUGUUAUGCAUCAUGCUAGUGUUGUGCGUACUAAUUCUGGAAUUAAUGCAUCAAUAAGACCAGGAUUUGACAGAGGUUCAAGCCAGUCACUGUUUUUACCUUUGCCAAGACCUGGACAACUCUCUAACAAACUGGGUCCUAUAGAUGCUGAUGGAGAUAUUGCUACUGCUUCUGAUUCUAGUGAUAGCUCCAUUGAUAGUGAUGACCCAUCUGAUUCUCGUCUGCUUAGCCCCCUGACAUCUGAUUACGAGAAUGGACAGAGAACUGCUGCAAACAGUCCUUCUAGCAUAAAGCACACAAAUCCUCUGCCUGUGGUCAAUCAGAAGAACUCAAAAGAGAUACUGAAGCCAGCUAAUAUAUCUUUUAAUAAUCAGUACCUAUCCGCAUCACCUAAGCAAGGACCAUUGAGCAAUCGUGUCCAGAAUUUACAGACUCCUCAACGUGGUGUUUUCUCUAGUGCUCCCGACAGCUCAAUGUCAAGUCCUUCUAGAAGUCCUAUGAGAGCUUUCUGUCUGGGGCAAAUUUGGAACUCUGGUCCAUGUACAGGAAAGCCUUUCUCUGACAUAGCUUUCCUGGGAUCUGGACACUGCUCUAGUCCAGGUUCAGGCCAUGAUUCAGUUGUUGGAGAUAUGUCAGGACAGUUAUUUUGGCCACAAAGUAGGUGUAGCCCUGAGUGUUCGCCAAUACCUAGUCCUAGAAUGACAAGCCCUGGUCCCAGCUCCAGAAUACACAGUGGUGCUGUCACCCCUUUGCAUCCGUGGGCUGCAGGGGCUGCCACUGAGUCACCUACAAGCCGAUCUGAUGAUGGGAAACAGCAAAGCCACAGGUUGCCUCUUCCUCCAAUAACAAUACCUAAUACCUGCCCCUUUUCUCCUGCCUAUUCAGCAGCAACAUCUCCAUCGCUACCCCGAAGUCCUGGUAGGGCAGAAAACCCAGCAAGCCCUGGCUCCCGCUGGAAGAAGGGACGAUUGCUGGGGAGGGGUACAUUUGGGGACGUCUAUCUUGGUUUUAACAGUGAAAGUGGGGAGAUGUGCGCAAUGAAGGAGGUAACUUUGUUUUCUGAUGAUGCUAAAUCUAAGGAAUGUGUACAGCAGUUGGCACAAGAAAUUAUGCUGCUAAGUUGCUUACGUCAUCAAAAUAUAGUGCAAUAUUAUGGAUCUGAAACUGUAGAUGGUAAACUUUAUAUAUACUUGGAGUAUGUUUCUGGUGGCUCCAUCUGUAAACUACUUAAAGAGUAUGGUCAGUUUGGUGAAAGUGCCAUUCGGAAUUAUACUCAACAAAUUUUGUCUGGGUUGGCUUACUUGCAUGCUAAAAAUACUGUUCACAGAGACAUAAAAGGAGCAAACAUAUUGGUUGACCCCAAUAGGCGUGUGAAAUUGGUGGAUUUUGGGAUGGCAAAGCACAUUACUGGGUCAUCUUGUCCAUUGUCGCUCAAGGGAAGCCCCUAUUGGAUGGCACCUGAGGUUAUAAAGAACUCAAAUGGAUAUAACCUUGCUGUUGAUAUAUGGAGCCUUGGGUGCACAGUUUUGGAAAUGGCUACCACAAAACCGCCAUGGAGCCAGUAUGAAGGGGCUGCUGCUAUGUUCAAGAUUGGCUAUAGUAAAGAACUUCCGGCAAUUCCUGAUAGUCUUUCAGAUGAGGGAAAGGACUUUGUGAGGCAGUGUUUGAAAAGAAACCCAUUACAUCGCCCUACAGCAGCUCAGCUUUUAGAGCAUCCUUUUGUAAAAAAUGCUGCACCAUUGGAAAGACCCAUCUUUAGUGCUGAUGCAUCAGACCCAUCACCUGCAGUUACCAAUGCAAUGGGAACACUGGGAAUUCGAAAUACAAGAAAUCCUUCAUGCAUAGAUUCAGAAGGGACGGCUAGCCUUCCAUUUAGAGAUUUAAAAACAGGAUCAGCAUCCAGUGAUGCUCAUACACCUAGGAUCGUGUCAUGCCAAGUUUCUCCCAUUGGCAGUCCUUUACUAUGUCCAAGGUCACCGCAACAUAUGAGUGGAAGGAUAUCCCCCUCUCCUAUAUCUAGCCCUCAUACUGCCUCUGCUUCAUCAACUCCUCUUACUGGUGGUAGUGGUGCCAUUCCAUUUCAUCACCAAAAACAGCCAAUGACCUACUUGCAUGAAGGUAUAGGAAUAAUCCCAAGAUCCCAGAAUAGUUUCAAUGGAAAUGCUAGCAACCCUUAUCAAGAACCCAAGCCUGACCUGUUUCGAGGAAUUUCACAUGCCUCUAAUGUUUUCAAAGAAAUGAUUUCAUCAGAUAGUGGUGCUUUUGGAAAACAGUAUGGACGGCCUGGCCAUGGGGAUCACGGGGAACUUUAUGAUGGACAGCCAGUCUUGGCCGAUCAUGUUUCUCAGCAACUCUUGAGGGACCAUGUGAAGUUGAAAUCAUCACCGGACCUCAAUCCGAGUUCAUCAAUGCUUGGUCGUAAUGGAGGAAUCUAAUUUGCUCCAGAAUCCUCUCUCAGGGGAGGGCUUCCAGGCAUUUUAGAUGCUUUUUGGUGCUCAGUGUUGUUUUGUCCUCAAAUUAAGAGCACAGAUUCCAAUUUCCACGCAGAUAAUACAUGCUUAGUUCUGGAAAUUUGAGUGGAAGAAGGAGAUAUGAUGUUGAAGUGGUCCUUUGCUUGGUUGUUCGAUUCUUACAGCAAGCAACAAUCAACAUGCAAGAUGUUCUUGGAGGCUGGAUGUUAGCUGCAGUCUUAAAAAUGUCUCGUUGUGUCAGUGACCAAGACUCUUCACCUUGCUGGCACAUAUUUUCACUAUCAUAGUUGGCAAUCUGUGUCACUUAUUAGUAUAUUGUGCGAUGUCGAGGCAAAGAAGAUCGACACCAAGCUCACCUCUGGAGAUUGCAGUUCCUUACAAAUGAACGCAUCUGCUAGUGUAAAGAGAACUGUACAUUUAAUUACACCUAAGAAACACAUAGUUAGAAGAGCUAUUCUUUUCCAAUUUUUUCCCUUCCUCUAUAACUUUUACAGGUGGAAGGACAGUGGUUGGGGAUUAUAAAAGUUUUGUACAGAAGGUGGGGAACCAAAACCAUAUCUAUGUUCUGUGAAGAUGACUAGUGAAAUUUGCCGAGAUUGAUUCUGGUAAAAAAAAUUUUCCCAUCAGCCUUUGCAGUUAAGCCAAAAACUUUAACUGCAGCUGCUGAUAUUUGAUGCAUCUUUAUCACACUGGCAGCAAAUUGUUAAAUUCUACUUUGACUUGGAUUUACUUUCCAACAUUGGGAAAUGAACUAUAUGCUGUACAUUUUCCGGACAUAACAAUGUUGAAAAAUCGCUAGUCUUGCCUAGAUUACUUCAUUAUUUGCUUUACCCAGGUUGAGUACCUAAUUCUAGUAAUUGACCCAUGAUUUACAUGUUAAGGUGGAAAGGUGGUUUAGUUUUGUUCCAGAUAACCGACCCAAAUUGUUACUCUCUCGUUCAAACUAAAAAUUGGAGACGAUAAUAUGGAAACAUGAAAAUGGUGAAGACGAAGAAACUGAUAAAAAAUG